Messenger RNA from Theobroma cacao (cacao), 2685 nucleotides. RefSeq names its product flocculation FLO11-like protein. NCBI's taxonomy places the organism in Eukaryota, Viridiplantae, Streptophyta, Magnoliopsida, Malvales, Malvaceae. The record is from RefSeq and is a predicted model, not a curated record.
ACAUGUACGAUUUUUAAUAUAACUGUGACAAAGUCUUUUCAGAUCCGUGGGAUUCUGCUUGUUCUCUCUCUCUCAACCUCUCCAGGGUCUCAUUUUCAUGGCGGUUUGAUUUGAACCCAAAAAAAAAAAAACCCUACAAAAAAUUAGUAGAAGCCAAAAAAAAAAGAACACACGAUAAAAAUUUACAUGAAAUCAUCGUUCACCAGAAGAACAAGAAGAAGAAGGAAGAAGAAGAAGAAAAAGAAACUCUCACUCUCUCUUCAGAUCUAACAAUAUCAGAUCACUUCACUCUUAUAAAUUUCUAAAGGGCCAGCCUUUUUCCGUUUGAUGGUUGAUGGUUGUGAUCUACGAAGAUCUUGUCUGAUUCGAGGCAAUAGAGUUGUGGGUUUUUAUAAUUACCAUGAUUUUCCUUUGAAUCUACGAAGUUUCUGAUGCAGUAAUUUUAGACAAAAAUCUAAAUCACUUUGAUUUUAGUAUCAUCUUGUUGGAUCUGUGAUGGCGAAGAUCUUGAAGUUAAAGGUGUCGUUUUGGGUAUGAUUUUAGCCCUCAAAGUUGCACCUUUAUUGUAUUUCAGUGGUCUGUAGCGAGGAUUUAGUGGAUUUAGAAGUUGGGUUAUCACAGGACCGAGUUGAAUCGUUGAAUUAGUGAAUUUCGAUUAUCAAAAAUAAUAGAAGUAUGGAGACUCUUGUUGUGGUGGCGCAGCAUAGAAAUCAGUAUUGUAGCAGGGUGAAGCCACAUGGGCCAGCCCGAUUUGGGUCAUCACCCUCUAGAAAUUUCAGAGGGAUUAACUGUAGGACUUUUGAAUCUGGAGCAGGAUUACUUCCUACCCCGUUUAAGUAUAGCUCUACUCCUAUCCGCAAAAGGGCAUCUUCACCUCCUUCAUCAUCAUCAUCAUCUUCUACAUCAUCUUCCUUAAAAACACCAUCUCCUAUUGCUGACGGAACACACUUGAAGACUACCAGGAAAAGCUCUCCUAUUCCUAUCAAAAACAACAAAACCCCUGGAAAUGAUAAGUCUUUUAAUGAAGAGAUCUCUGGGGAAUGUUUCCUGUGCUCUGAGCUUUGGGCUGGACCUGCUUAUUCCAAUUCACCACCGCCUAGCUCUUUGCCAAUACCCAAAUUCUCGCUUCGUGCAAAGAGGACCGUGUCACUUGAUUUGCCUACUUCUGACCCUGUUAUUGAUGUUCACCCAACUGCCAAGUCUGCACCUGCAUCUCCCACCAGGGAGCUGAGCCCUUCUGUAGCAGAACUUUUUCGUAGUGCUGACUCUGCGACUAAGACUUUACGUCGCAUUCUCAAUCUUGAGAACACUGAUGACUGAAAAGUGAAGGAGCAUUUCAGCUCCUGUAAAUAAGUUUACUGUGCAAAUUGGAGUUAGUUUUAGGUUGUAUAUAGAUUGAAUAAAAUGUUUGGUAGCAUGGGUCAGUAUGAAUUUGUUUAGCUUUCUUCGGGAGGUGGUAGGAGAGAAAGUAAUUGCAAUGGUAGGUCGACAAUCUCCAGAUUUUGUGAGAGUUUGGUGCUGGUUAUGAAAAUUUUUGUUAACAAGAUGCACAAGUUAUGUGAAGUAUGGGCUCUGUAAGCUUGGAUGGAAGAUGACUCGAGCUGUUAAGAAAGCUGGGAGCUUAUCUUAGAAUCAAAGAUUGCCUGCUCUCUACUUUGUCAUGAAAUUGCACAGAUAACUGCCUUUUUAUCUCUUGGACUUAAAGGAAACUAUGUACUUGUUAGUUGACAACUUACGAUACCAAGUCCUUGGUGGUUGGUCUCAGUUCAGUUGUUGACUUUGAACUAAUUUCUUCCUUUUGUAUUAGGUACAAUGUAUAUACUGUAGUCUGUAGAAUCUCCACUAAAUUGCUUCUGCAAAUUCCUUAGGUUUCUGUUUUAUUUUUUAUCUCAUUUUUAUUUCCUUGGUCUCCAAUCAGUGUCUUUAGUUUCUAAUAGUCUAACUUUGAUUACUUCCUUUGUUUCUUUUUUUAAACCUUGCCUCAAGUAGCCUGCCUACAUGAUCUUUUUUUCUGUUGCUACACUUUUCCUUUGUCCAUCAUUGCCUGAAUUGGCUGCUUAACAAUCAAAUAUCCCCAAUAUACACCUCUCUCUUUUAGUAAGGAUUUCCCUCCUCUACACUCUGCAAGGGUGUUGUUCCUUCCUCACCAUCUUUUUCCGUUUUUUAAAAGGGAAAAAUGGGAAGGGGAAGUAAAGUGGUCACUUCUGCUUCUGAAUCUUGUUAGGUUUGUCAGUGUUGCCAUGCCCAGUUGCAAGUGUUGUUUGUGUCUUGUUCGUCCUAAUGGGUAAUGCCACUCUCUCACUGUAGUGUCCCUAGAGCCCAUCUUUCUUGGAGAUUGUUGACUGUGCCAAGCUACUUACAAGGGAGCUACUGGGAUAAGUAUUUUAGGAGGCUUUAUUAAAGAUGUUUUCGUGUUUAGAUGUAGUCGCUAAUGAAGUCUUGUAAGGCACCUGUCUCAGAAAUGUUUGUUAUCGGUUUCUUGCUUUUCAACGAGUUCUUGAAGCAUUAGCUUUUGUAGUUUUGGACUUGGUUUUCUUUAAAGUGAAAUGUUAAUGUUCAGAGUUAAGGAUGUUCUGUUAGGGGUGUUUUUCACUUGUAUUUAUGCAUUAUGCUGCUUAAGUAUGUUGGAAUACCAAUCUAUUGUAAUGUUAAAUUAUCAUAGUUGGCAAGUACUUUUGUCUUCAA